UAAACUCUCACUCUUUCUCUCUUCAUAAUAUACAGAGAGAGAUUGGGAGAGAUAUCGGGAGAGAUCGAGAGAGAUGGCAAGAACAAGCUCUCCAAACCGACACCGUCAAAAUUAGGGUUUCGUCAUCCAAUUACAUGGCGAACAACAACUUGCCGACGGUGAAGAAGAAGGAACCAAUCCAAGGAUUACUCCUAGGUCGAUACGAGAUCGGCAAAUUCCUAGGUCAAGGAACCUUCGCGAAAGUCUACCAUGCUCGAAACGUUAACAACAACGAAACCGUCGCCAUUAAAGUGAUCGACAAAGAGAAAGUUCUGAAAGGAGGUUUAAUCGAUCAUAUCAAACGAGAAAUUUCAAUCCUCCGCUUAGUACGUCAUCCAAACAUCGUCAGAUUAUUCGAAGUCAUGGCUACAAAGUCCAAAAUCUUCUUCGUAAUGGAAUACGUUAAAGGCGGCGAGCUUUUCAAUAAGGUAGCUAAAGGUCGAUUAAACGAAGACGUUGCUCGUAAGUAUUUCCAACAAUUGAUUUCCGCAGUCGCGUUCUGUCACGAUCGUGGCGUUUAUCAUCGCGAUCUGAAACCGGAGAAUCUUCUCCUCGACGAAAACGGCGAUUUGAAAGUCUCUGAUUUCGGUCUUAGCUGCGUUUCUGAUCAGAUCCAACAGGACGGAUUGUUUCAUACGUUUUGCGGUACACCUGCUUACGUUGCGCCGGAAGUUCUUGCUAGAAAAGGAUAUGAUGCAGCUAAGGUAGAUAUUUGGUCUUGUGGAGUUAUUCUGUUUGUUCUUAUGGCUGGUUAUUUACCUUUUCAUGAUCAGAAUAUUAUGUCAAUGUAUAAGAAAAUCUACAAAGGUGAAUUUCGUUGCCCUAGAUGGUUUUCGCCUGAACUAAUUCGAUUGCUUAGGAAAUUGCUAGAUACAAAUCCUGUUACUAGAAUAACUAUUCCUGAUAUUAUGAAGAAUAGGUGGUUUAAGAAAGGAUUCAAACAAAUUAAGUUCUACAUUGAGGACGAUAAACUCUGUAGUAUUAACGAUGAUGAUGAUAACGAUAACGAUGGUGGUGUUGAGUCGGAGUCUGAUCAAUCUUUAUCUGAAUCAGAGACAGAAUCGGAGCCACUGAAAAGAAUUGGAAGCUUGGCUAGGCCUGCAAGUUUAAACGCGUUUGAUAUAAUAUCAUUUUCGCCUGGUUUUGAUUUAUCUGGUUUGUUUGAGGAAAGUGGAGGUGGAGGGGAAGGUGCGAGAUUUGUUUCGGGUGCACCAGUUUCUAAGAUCAUAUCGAAAUUGGAAGAGAUUGCUAAAGUUGUGAGUUAUUCAGUGAGGAAAAAGGAUUGUAGGGUUAGUUUGGAAGGGUUUAAACAAGGUACGAAAGGUCCAUUGACGAUUGCUGCAGAGAUAUUCGAGUUGACACCUGAAUUAAGAGUGGUGGAGGUGAGGAAGAAAGGCGGAGAUAAAGGAGAAUAUGAAGAAUUCUGUAACAGCGAACUGAAGCCCGGUUUGCUUACCCUUAUGGCUGAAGAAACCGAACGAAAUGCUGCUUCGAUUCGUCAUGUUUGUUCUACUCCUGAUUUUCGUAAAUUGGAUCUUACUGCUGAGUAAAGAAGAUGAAUGAAACUGGAAGAAACAUGCUUGGACUGGGAAGGAGACAGACAAAAACUGUGUUUUUUUUUUUUUUUUUAAAUUUAUUUGCUCAAACCAGACCAGAGGUACAACAAUCUUCUAAUGUAUGUUUCUUAAAUUGACAUUGUUUUGGUAAUGAAAGUAGUUAUGAAUGUUAUGGAAAGAAGGUGUUUUGGGGAAUAAGGUUAAGAUGAAAACAGCAUAUUCUAAGUUA
Molecule: messenger RNA, 1824 nt
Organism: Impatiens glandulifera
Lineage: Eukaryota; Viridiplantae; Streptophyta; Magnoliopsida; Ericales; Balsaminaceae
Product: CBL-interacting serine/threonine-protein kinase 12-like
Exons: 2
Coding region: 135-1589 (484 amino acids)
Biological process (GO): signal transduction; protein phosphorylation
Molecular function (GO): protein kinase activity; ATP binding
Source: RefSeq, a predicted model, not a curated record